GCCAAGGGAUGUGAGGCCGCGCCCCCUUAGCUCUCAAGCUGCCGCCUCCUUUCCCCCUAUUACGAGGCUGCAGCGUCUACAGGGGGAGAUGCAUGGACGCGUAGCCCAGUGGGAACUGACAGCGGACGCCGGCUUGUUUACGUCUCCCUGAAAAGUCCGGGCAGGACACAGAUUUGGCGCAGAUAAGAAGAGACUUUCAGCAGCUGCAGAAGGACUUGUAUACUGAGCACUAUUUCCAUAAGGGAUCAUGGCAUCAUCUGUUUGUAUCCCGGCAUGCCUCCUCCUCCUCCUCCUCAACCUGCACUUGGCAUCUUUAGGUCCUCUGCUUGAUGCUCAAUGUUCGCUGUCUCCUAUUACUGAAUACCACCCUGUCCAAGCUUUUCUUGAGAGUUUUACCGUUUUAUCUGGCUGUGCAAGUAAAGGAACAGUAAGCCAUCCUCAAGAGGUACACAUAAUCAAUUUGAGAUGUUUGGAGGAAGAUAAUUGUCGGCAUGAAAACGAGGUCUUGUUACAUUUGACACCAAUAUCUGCAAUUUCAGUACAUCAGAAGCCUCUGGUCUUUAUUCUAAACUCUCCAAUUCCCCUAACCUGGGAGCUUAAAACAGAGGGACUUGCAGCAGGUGUACGGAGAUUUUUUUUUGUUUCUCAAGGCUCUUCUGUUAAAUAUGAGGCUGGGAAUUUUUCCUUGUUUUCAGAAACUGUCGAAAAACAUCUUCCUCAAGGAAAUGAACAUCUGUUACAGUGGGCCCAAAACAGUUAUGGAGCAGUGACAUCGUUCACCGAAGCAAAACUGUCCAAAAAUAUUUACAUCAGAAUUGGUGAAGAUCCAGUUUUUCCUCUGACAUGUAAAAUAGAAAAGAAUUUUCUUUCUCUGAAUUAUCUUGCUCGUUAUCUUCAGCCUCAGCCUGCUCAGGGUUGCAAAUUAACAUCUAAUGAAGAAAGGGAAGUUCACAUAAUUGAAUUAGAUGCUCCAAGCUCCAAACAAUACAGUUCAUUCCAGGUGGACAUAAUAAUUGACAUCAGGCCACUUCAUCCAGGUUCUAAGCUUGCCAGAAAUCUUGUUCUUAUCCUCAAGUGCAGAAAUGCUGUCAACUGGGUUAUCAAGACACAUGAUGUUGAGGGAAAGCUGGAAGUACUGGGUGGUAACACAGUCAGCUUUGGAAAAGAGGCCGACAAGUCAUUGUUCACAAGCAAAUCAGUGAUCCCUGACAUGCCAUCGACAAAAGCAAGUUUAAUGAAAUGGGCAUUUGACAGGGGAUUUAGCCCUGUAACUUCCUACACAUAUGCACCAGUUGCAAAUCAAUUUCAAAUCAGGCUCUUUGAUGACAUAGAAUUGAAUGAUGAAGAUGAACAUUUAAUUCCUCCAGAGCUAAUAAUGCUUCUAGAUACAGAUAAACCAUUUGUGCCUGAAAAAUUUAGCCCAAUAGACAGAAAGAAUAGUAAGGAGGGGGAGGCUGUACAUUCCUCAGACAUGUUGGAUAAAAUAAUUCACAAUCUUGGAAUUGAAGAACUUUCUCAAGAACAUAAAGAACCGGAAGAAGUUCAGGGGAAUAUAAACAUAGCCCUAUCGGUGAAAUGUGAUAACCAGAAGAUGGAGGCUUCAAUAGAAAAGGAAAGUCUACAGGCAUAUGGAUACAUAGAGACUGAGCUUUCUCUCCUCGAUCCAACAUGCCGUGCAUCAGAAAAUGCCACUCAUUUUAUCUUAAAGUCCUCUUUGACUGGAUGUGGAACACAGCAUAACAUUGACGACUUAAAAAACAUUGUUUACUACAAUACUAUUGUUAUACAGCUGUCACCACCCACUGAGGGAAGUGGCUGGUCUAGCGAUUACGUGGAUUUGGAAUCUGGAGAUAACGGUUUUCCGGGAGACACAGAUGAAAUUGAAAUAGGUCUUCCCUACUUGAAGAGGCCUGAAAUUGUGGUGUUCAACUGCACAAUUCCACAAGAGACCAGGUCUUCUGAAGAUCUUGUAAUGUUUGUACGUCCAGAAUCAACUAUAAACAAUGUUACAUUUAACAUGGAUCUCUAUAAAACAGAUUUGUUCCUUACUCCCUCGCAGAAGCUCUUCUCUGUUGCUGAAAAUGGACAAGUAUAUGUGGAGGUUUCUGUAACAAAGGCAGAAAAAGACUUGGGGUUCACUAUACAAACAUGCUUUAUUUCACCCCACUCCAAUCCAGACAUCAUGUCAGAAUAUACUAUAAUAGAAAAUAUAUGUCCAAAAGAUGAAUCCGUGAAAUUUUACAAUGUGAAGAGAAUGAACUUCCCUGUUCUUUCGGAACAAAUGGAUAAAAAGAGAUUCAGCUUCAUGUUUAAAUCUGUGUUUAAUAACUCACUGCUGUUCCUCCACUGUGAGUUAACAUUGUGCACCACUAAUGGCAAAGAGAUGGAAGGGCUGCCAAAGUGUAUUCCUCCCGAUGAAGCCUGCACUUCUCUCAAUGUUGAGAUGAUUGUGGCAAUGAUGCAGAACAAGAAGACAUUCACUAAACCAUUGGCUGUUAUUAGUCCCAUAGUAAAAACUCCAGGCCCCUCCUUGAAUACAAACAGGCUAAAUGUUACUCAAGCAGUUUUCUAUGGCCUGGAUACUCCAACAGUUGUAGGGAUUGCAUUUGCUGCAUUUAUUAUAGGAGCACUAUUAACUGGAGCGUUAUGGUUCAUCUAUUCUCACACAGGUGAAACAGCAGAAAGGCAGCAAGUCCCUACGACCCCACCAGCUUCAGAGAACAGCAGUGCAGCACACAGCAUUGGCAGCACACAAAGCACUCCCUGUUCCAGUAACAGCACUGCCUAACCCAACUGAAGGGAACACUCAAGAUCAACCAACGUGAAGGGCAGGAGUUCAAAGUCACUGUUUGUUGAUAUUAGAUUUCUAAGCUGAAAAGAUUUAUUUGGCUUCUUUCUUAAAGGGAAGAGAGAAAUCUCAGUGUAACAUCGCCUGAUUUUUGUUUUCUCCCUGGUUGGAUGCAGUCUUUGGACCUUUCCGAAGCUUUUCACGCCAAAGAGUGGUUAUACUACUAAUUAUGCAGUGUGAAAACCUGCAACAUGGGUUCCUUGGCUCUCAAUGUGAAGUGUGUGCCAGUUUAAAUAAUGCUGCUUCUAUCCUUUCAACCUGCAUCUGAGCACCAUGGCCUUGUAUACCGCUGAAAAAAAGCCAUAUGCCUAUUUGGUAUAUUUUGAAAUUGCCAUGGACUCUCUCAUGCAGUAUCAAUAUUUAGCCACUAUAAAGCAGCACUUUCUCUAAUGGUCCAUUAUUGAUGUUUUGUUGCUCUACGUGCAACUUUCUGGGUCUACUUUGACUUCGUCAACUCUGUGCAUUUCUUCAUGGACCAAUAUUGCCCAAAGUUCUGUCUCAGUAAGCAUCUGUUUAUAUAGAGUAUGGGCAACAGCUUGUCUUAAUGUGACUGUAGAGACAGGGCCGCAUAGAUACAGCUUUAAUGAGUCUGCCUGCUGCACUUGGAAAAACACUUUACUCUCCAAGUGCUUUUUCAUGAGAGAGCUUUUCCAGGUCUCUGUAGUUUUUGUUGUUGUGAAACAAUAGCGAGGCAAGGCUCUAAAAAUCCCCUGCUGAUUCUAUUGCAUGUGACUGCAGUCUAUUGCUGAGCGACAGACAUUAGCCACCAUGCCUUGUUGUGUUACCUGAUGAGGGGUUUUUAACACUACCUGUGAGAAAGAUUGAUUGAAUGUAUACAGGAACCUGGAACAUUGGGAUAAAAAUAUUUUGCUUAUAGCAUUUAAAAUAAAAAAAUAAAAAUAGGGAAUAGUGGAAUAUAUUUUAUUAAAGUAUUCUGGCUUCUAAGCUUAAGUAAAAGAGGGAAAAAUAUCUUAUACGUGUUUCAUUCCAAAGGUUUAGCUUUUAUACAAGAACUUUUAGAAGCCUAACAACAAGCAAUAACACUUUUUCACUGAUGAUAUAGUCGUCUUUGUGACACUAAGGAAAGUAAUGUAAUAAAAGUACCAGUUUGAUAUCUAAAAUAAGAGCUUGGUAGCUUUUAAUGUCCGAAUUUCUAAGGAUCCUUUAUAGUUAUCUCACUAUAUACCUUUUACAGAGAGAUUUAAAGAGUGAUGUUUAUCUCGCUGAUGACAAUCAGUAAUUGGCAGGAAUAUGCUUCUGUGGCACUUUGCAGAGGAUUUUCUAGCACAGUGAUUUAGUUUGUAAAUCGGAGAUGUUACUUAACCAGACAAAGAAAAAAAAACAGUACUUGGCUGAUGGGUCCGUGUGCUGAUCUAUAUGGCAUCUGUAUUCCUGCAACCCCUGCACUCCCUUCUUCACUAUCUCUUCAUGAAACCAUGCACUCAAAGCCCAAAGACUGAUUUUAUGUGUAUUUCAUCUGUUCCUUAUUCUAUAAACCCCAUAAUACGUACAUAAUAUCUUGUUAAUAAUAUAUUAUAGCUGUGAUUCCCAGUUACAGUAUUAUAACUGAAUAAUAGUUAUUUAUGUUUGUGGUAUCACUUGCAUUAUAGGCUACACUGUUUCACCAACUAAAACUCAUUUGUUUGAGUUAUACGGCCAAACUGCAAUAAUACACAUCACAGCAUUCCAAUGGAGACUCCAGAAUUGUCCAAAA
Xenopus laevis (African clawed frog) is the source of this 4562-nucleotide messenger RNA. RefSeq names its product transforming growth factor beta receptor III S homeolog (gene tgfbr3.S). The coding region runs from base 248 to 2788 and encodes 846 amino acids. Gene Ontology annotation, cellular component: plasma membrane; extracellular region. The record is from RefSeq and is a predicted model, not a curated record. NCBI's taxonomy places the organism in Eukaryota, Metazoa, Chordata, Amphibia, Anura, Pipidae. Gene Ontology annotation, molecular function: glycosaminoglycan binding; transforming growth factor beta receptor activity; transforming growth factor beta binding. Gene Ontology annotation, biological process: epithelial to mesenchymal transition; transforming growth factor beta receptor signaling pathway; regulation of transforming growth factor beta receptor signaling pathway. The transcript has 17 exons.